AUGCGUUUCUCCACCGUCGCUUUCCUUCUUGCCUCGACGGCUCUUCUUGUCUCAGUAAGCAAUCUCGAUCAAAAGGAAUUCCCUUUUUAGUCUAGGCACCAAAAAAGCGUUGCUUCUAAUGUUUGUCUUAACGGCGAACUGUUUGCCGAGCAACUUUUUGACCGUUUCUGAAGAUCACUUUUUUUUUAGUCUGCGUUCAUCAUACCAAGAAACUUUCCAGGGAAGCGCCAUUCGUGAGAAACGCCAAUGUGGUUGUGCUCAGCAGCAGUCGACCUGUUCUUGCUCUCAGCCAGUGUACGCCGCCACCACCGCUGCUCCUCAGAUGUCGUGCUCAUGCCAGCAGGCUCCAGUUCAACAGACUUCGUCGUGUGGAUGCGCUCAGCAACAGACCUACCAAGUCCAGGUCCAGUCUGCUCAGUGUGCUCCAGCAUGCCAGCAGUCCUGCCAACAGAGCUGUCAGGCCGCUCCGUCUGUUCCUCAGUGCCAGCAGACUUGCCAACAGUCCUGCAUGCCUAGCUGCGCUCCAGCCACGACCCCUGCUCCUCAGAUCAUCCAGCUCCAACUCGACAUCAGCGCUGAGGCUUCCUGUCAGCCAGCCUGCCAGCAGCAAUGCCAGCAAAGCUGCCAAGCCGCCCCAUCCGUCCCUCAGUGCCAACAGAGCUGCCAGGCUGCCUGCGUCCCAAGCUGUGCUCCGACCACUACCCCAGCUCCUCAAGUGAUCCAGGUCCAGCUCGACAUCAGCGCCCAGGCGACCUGCCAGCCAGCCUGCCAACAACAGUGCCAACAGCAGUGUGUCCAGCAACAACAACCAGUGGCACAGUGCAACAGCCAGUGCAACAACCAGUGCCAGAGCAUGUGCGCUCCAGCGACGACCCCAGCUCCAUCCUGCCAGCCAGCCUGUCAGCCAGCUUGCCAGCCUCAGUGCACACAGCAGCAGCAGCCCCAGGAGAUCCAGAUCGUGCUCCAGACGAGCGUCGCUCAGUCUCCCCAAUGCGAGCCUCAGUGCCAGCAGCAGUGCCAACAGCAGUGUGUCCAGCAGCAGCAGCCAGCUUCUCAGUGUGCUCCAGCCUGCGCCAGCAGCUGCUCCAACUCCUGCUCCAGCUACCAGCCAGCUCAGGUCGCCUGCCAGCCGACCCCAUCCAGCUCCUGCGGAUGCCAGCAGAACUACUCGCCCUGUGGAAACGGACAGUGCUGCCGUCGCAAGUAAACGAUGAAGCCAUGCCGAUAAUCUUCAUUUUCUGUACAUUUCGAAUCCGAUUUAACUUUAUGAUUUCAUGACAUAAACGAUUCGCUUUUCAUUUUUCUUAAUUCGAUCAAAAAUCAGAAGGAAUUGUGAAAUUACAUUGUAAAACAAAGAAGAAGCUUCGAUAUAAAUCUAAGAAACUUUUAUUUUUCUUCUCUCUUUCCGAAAAAAAAUAUGAUACGGUUGAGUUGACAAAUUGAGUCUCUCAAGAAAAAAAGAAAAAAAUGUAUUGAAGUUUCUAACUGUAAGUGCUGAAUUUUCGUGUUGCCAUUUAACGAAAAGCUUUUUUUUCAAGCUCGUAAUAAAUUGGAAAAAAAUGGUAGUAAAGGAAUUUUGGAAACCUUAGAAUCUGAAAAAAAAAAAAUUCGACUCAAUCUCAAUGAAAAGAAAGUAAAUAAAAAAUCAUAAUAAAAAGCUACAAUGAACGAUUAGAAGAAUCGUAAAUGUGUCCAAGUCAGAAAAAAAUCGAGAAAUAAAAAAAUAUCCAGAACUUGAUCUCUACAAUUUUUCAAGUUGAAAGAAACUCUUUUUAUCACGGAAAAAAAUUUGAAUUAAAGUUUUAUUAAAUUUUUUUCUCUGAUCGAAUAAAUGAUAAUUUUUCAAUCGAUUGCUUCGUAUCUAAAAAAGGUUUGAAAAAAAUAAUUUUUUUCACAAGAGAAGUUGAAAUACCGUCAUAUCUUUUAUUUUUGCGGGAAUCACUUCGAACACGGCAGUAUCUUUACAAAAUUCGAAGUGUCAUAACUUGGUUUUUAGUCGAAAUUCUAUGAAAACUAUUUUUCUACUAGAAUCAGUGCGCUCUAACUUGGGCAAAGAAUGCAGGAAAAAGGCUGAAAAACGGCCGCAGAAAGGGUCCAUAAAGAGUCCCUUUAUCGAGCUUUUCAUUUUUUCUGGGAUUUUAAAGGCUCAAGAAAUGAUUGGUACAGGGAGAGACAGCAAAAAUGGUGCACAAGAGUCAAGCAAAUGGCGCGAAAAGGCAGCAAAAAAGGAGCCUCUGAAACGCAAAAGGAACAUUUCUAUGGAGCCUUUUUCCAUCCUUUUUGACUUUGCCUGUGAAAGUACGUAUAAUCUAAAUUGCAGCUGUUAUACUUUUAUUUUUGUUAAAAAAUAAGUUUUUUCAUCAUUCGAAGUUCUCUUUCUAUGGGCCUGGGAAAUAAAAACCACUGAAUCAAACCAAAUUCAAGUUUUAUGUGUGUAGAUAAGCAGAAUAUAGAAAUAAUCCAUGAGUUGAGUUUCGAAUUCAAUUUUGAAAAAUCUUCUGAUUAGGGAACUACGCGAACUCGUAUUCACGGAUCGAGUUUAAACUGUGGUGGUUCAAUGAUCUAGGUAAGGAUACUUAAAAACAGGCAAUAUUAUCUGCUAAACCCAAUAAGGUACCGUGAAAAAGCGUUUUUCGAGAAUGAACAGUUUAGGCUUGAAAAAUUAUCAAAUAAAAUCAUAGCCGGAUCAUUCAAGGCGAUUGUACUAAAAUAUAAAAUAAGGUGAAAAGCAUUAUUCUAAAAAUGUUCAGGCCUAUUCUGCACAUUUUUCUAAAAAUUUCUUAGUUCUAUAUCGGGUUUAAUAGAUAUUCUCUCUCGUUUUCAAGUAUUUUGACUUUGGUCUAUAAACCACUAAAGUUUGAACUCGAUCCGCGAAUAGGAGUUCGCGUAGUUCCCUGGUUAGUCCAGAGCAAGUCUUUCUCCUGUUUCAAAUUCAUCUCGGCUUCUCAGCUCAAAAUAAGAAGGCAUGAAAGCUUGUAUGAAAGCUCUAAUAAACCAAAAAAAACAUUGAUUUAUCUUUUCUCAAAAACUUUUAGAGAGCAGAAAUCUAUGAAAAAUUGAUAAUAAUAAAAUUCGAGGAGAGAACUUUUCGUUUGAAAGGAUGGAUCCAAAAAGAGAAUUUAUGAAAUUUGUUUCUUGUUUUAUUUCAAUUUUACAUAACCAACUUAUCAAGCAUGAAAAAAAUCUCGUUCUUCUAAGAAUCAGAUUUUUUUAUUUUAAGGUUUGAUUUUUUAUUCGGAAUUUUUUUCCGUUUUUCCCAGUCCUGAUAAAUAACGAAGCAACUGAUUGAAGCGCAAAGGUCGGUAGAACCAGACCCUAUCAGUGGGAGGAGCCGAUCUCAGAUAAACAUAAGAGCAAACGCUUCUUUUUUUUACGUUCGCAAGGACACCCUUGUAGACUUGUGACCGGUCCCGUCGGCAGGGUAUAAAAGCGGGACUUCUGCGGGAGUACAGUACAUUUCGGCGCCUCCUCGGCAUCCGCACCUCGAGCAGCAAAAUGCGUUUCUCCACCGUCGCUUUCCUUCUUGCUUCUACGGCUCUUCUUGUCUCGGUUCGUGGUCCUAAUUUGAAGAGAAAAACCUAGACUCUAGUGUUUGUCUUAGCGGCGAUCUGUUUGCCGAGCAACUUUUUUGAAAAUUCCUCGAGAGAACACUUUAAAUGAGUCAUCAAUCCAAUCAAGAAAAUUCCAGGGAAGCGUCAUCCGUGAGAAACGCCAAUGUGGCUGUGCUCAGCAACAGUCGACCUGUUCCUGCUCUCAGCAGGUCUACACCAUGACCACUGCUGCUCCCCAAAGAUCGUGCUUCUGCCAGUCCGCCCCAGUCCAGCAGACGCCGUCGUGCGGAUGUGCUCAGCCGCAGACCCUCCAGAUCCAGGUCCCAGUCUCUCAGUGUGCUCCAGCAUGCCAGCAGUCCUGCCAACAGAGCUGUCAGGCCGCUCCGUCUGUCCCUCAGUGCCAGCAGACCUGCCAGCAGUCCUGCAUGCCCAGCUGCGCUCCAGCCACGACUCCUGCUCCUCAGAUCAUCCAGCUCCAACUCGACAUCAGCGCUGAGGCUUCCUGCCAGCCAGCCUGCCAGCAGCAAUGCCAGCAGAGCUGCCAAGCCGCCCCAUCCGUCCCCCAGUGCCAACAGAGCUGCCAGGCUGCCUGCGUCCCAAGCUGUGCUCCGACCACUACUCCAGCUCCUCAAGUGAUCCAGGUCCAGCUCGACAUCAGCGCCCAGGCGACCUGCCAGCCAGCCUGCCAACAACAGUGCCAACAGCAGUGUGUCCAGCAACAACAACCAGUGGCACAGUGCAACAGCCAGUGCAACAACCAGUGCCAGAGCAUGUGCGCUCCAGCGACGACCCCAGCUCCAUCCUGCCAGCCAGCCUGUCAGCCAGCUUGCCAGCCUCAGUGCACACAGCAGCAGCAGCCCCAGGAGAUCCAGAUCGUGCUCCAGACGAGCGUCGCUCAGUCUCCCCAAUGCGAGCCUCAGUGCCAGCAGCAGUGCCAACAGCAGUGUGUCCAGCAGCAGCAGCCAGCUUCUCAGUGUGCCCCGGCCUGCGCCAGCAGCUGCUCCAACUCCUGCUCCAGCUACCAGCCCGCUCAGGUCGCCUGCCAGCCGACCCCAUCCAGCUCCUGCGGAUGCCAGCAGAACUACUCGCCCUGUGGAAACGGACAGUGCUGCCGUCGCAAGUAGACGACGAGGCCCAGCCGAUAACCUUGAAAUUUCUGUACAUUUCGGUCCUUGCAAUAACCCACGCCAAAAAUAAAGGGUUUUCUUGAUACAUUUCACAAUUCGCAUUGAAAAAAAGAAUGUGUUCCAAUUAUAUCUGCACUAUAGAUCCUCACAAUAAGUUCAAGAUUUGAUUCAUCGAUGUUUGAUUUUCUAACGAUCAAAAUAUUUUGAUGCGGAGGAGACACGAACCAAUUCGAUGACAUCAUCAUAAAAAUUUCACGGCGUUCAUUUUUUGUUCGCAAUAUCUUCAAAUGCGUUCUCUAGUUGUUCUAAUUCUGAUUCUGAACUUUCUUGAUUUUUCUCGCUGUUAUUUGAAAACUGUUGAUGAUGGUAAGUAUUGAAAUAAUUGUCUUAAAAAUAACUAUCAUGUUCAGAAAUCGCAAAGACUUUGAUUUCUCAAUUGGAUCCGAAUCGAAUUAAAGAAAACUUGAGAGUUUUGACCGAAGAACCUCAUAUAGCCGGCACUGAAGCUAAUCAAAGAGUUGCAGAAAAAUUAAAAAAGCUUUGGAAUGAAAAUGGACUUGAAGGUAGUUUUUUUUUUUGCCAGCCUUUAUAAGGAAAAAUAUUUUCAAGAUGUACAUACCAUUGAGUACGAGGUCCUUCUGUCUUAUCCUGAUUUCGAGAAGCCAAACACUCUUGAAAUAAAGGCUGGAAACGGGAAAACGAUUCAUAAAAGUUCGGGAAGGACUCCUGUCGUAGUGCCGGAUGAACAGAAUGAAGGUAGGUAAUUUAUAAGUUUCCAAUGAUCAAAAAAAAAAAAAAAAUUUGGAGCGGUUCAAAAUAACAUUAAGUUUUAGAAAGUUAUGGUCACAAAAUUCUAAAAAAAACACUAUUUUUUGCAGGAGCUGGAAUUCAGUGGGCCGCUUAUUCUGCCAAUGGUACUGUUACCGCAGACGUCGUUUAUUGUAAUUAUGGGUCGCGAAACGAUUUCCGUCUGUUGAGAGAAAUCGGAUUGGAUGUUAAGGUUCCUACUUCAUAGAAAAAGCUUCGAUAUGAUUUCCUCAGGGUAAAAUUGCGAUGAUUCGGUUUGGACAUGAUAAUCGGGGUCAAAAAGUCAAAAAUGCUGAAGAAUUUGAGGCUGUCGGUGUUUUGCUGUACGCAGAUCCACAGGAGGUUGCUAAAGAUGGAACGGAUGCAGGUUAAGUUUUGAAACCUCCUUAUAAGCUUGAAUAAAAAAGAAAUAAAACGCCCUUAAAUCAUAUUUUAUCUCUUUUUGUUCACUAUUUCUCUUGCAUUACAAGUAAUCUCAAAUAAACUGAAAUUUUAGCAAACGUAUACCCGAACAAGGCCUGGAUGCCUCCUACAGAAGUUCAACGAGGGGCAGUUACGCUGCAAAACGGCGAUAUUCUCACACCUCAUUAUCCAGCCAAAAUUGAGCUUUACAGACCCAUGGAUCUUGAUAAGGUUGAAUUACCGAUCGAAAUUUGGAACAUAAACACUUCAGGCUUUUAAAAAUCAUAUUCUGCCAGGAAUCCCAGUUCUCCCCAUCACUUAUUCGACAGCAAAAGCGAUUUUCAAAGUUUUGGGAGGAGACAUCGCGCCAGUGUUUUGGAAGGGUUUUUCUGACUUAUCAGUACUUUUUAUUGAAAUUUUAUAGUUUAGGCGCUCUGGAAGAAGUUGAAUAUCGAUAUGGACCCAAUAAAAAUGGUACAAAAAUUACGAUGACUGUGAAUAGCAAGCUUCAAACAAGGUGAAACAUUUUUAAAUCUUGGAAAAUUUUCUAAAAAAAAUUUUUUUUUCAACCCGUACUUUCCAGGAGUCCCCAAUUUUUUUUGAAGAUUUUUAUUUUUGGGAGAAAAAGCUCGAAUUUUUCUUUCAGAAAAAUCCAAAACGUGAUCGGUUACAUCCACGGAGCAAAGUAUCCGGAUGAAUAUGUGAUUCUGGGGAAUCACUACGAUGCUUGGGCCUACGGAUCAGUAGAUCCGAUUUCCGGGACCGCCGUUCUCACAGAAAUAGCGAGAGCCUUCACGGAAACGAUGAAUGAGACCGAUUGGAGAUCAGGUUAAAAUCGAAAAAAUUGUUCAUAGUUAGGUGGAGAGCUUGUAUUACCACAAAGAUCCCAUGUUUUGGCCCCCGUUUUUUGGAAUAUCACUCGAGAACUUAAAACCGCUUUCUAAGAUUUCUCCUCUUCAUUCAAUAACGUGUUGCCAGCCAAUCAAAAGCUUACAAGCGUCCUUUUUCGACUCUAAGCGAAUUAUUUCUUUAUUUAUAUGAAUUAUUAUACUUUCUUCGGCAUUAAAAUCAAUAAAAUCGGUGAAAUUUUGAAACGAACACUUUUUUCUCCAUAUUCCAGCGAGAACUUUGAUGUUCACUGCGUGGGACGCCGAGGAGUUUGGUCAUAUCGGCUCGGUGGAAUUCGUCGAAGAAUUUGUCAAUAUUCUUCAAGAAAGAGCCGUAGUGUACCUCAAUGUGGAUUGUGUGGCGGGUAAUAAAAACUAUGUGAGUUAAUUGAAAAAUUUAAAUAAAUUAAAUUUUUGGGAAAAAGAAUGGUUAAAAAAACGUGAUUUGUGUAUUUCAAAAUUGAAAAAGACUCACAUUCCUUCGAAAUUUUUUUCAGAAGAGAUUGAGAAGAAAUUUUCGUUUUUCCUUUUUUUAUAAAAAAAUGUUUUAACUCAAUAUUGAUGCUUAUUGUUACAGCAAACAACUCAAAAAGUUUUGUUAAGGAGGAUCCAAACAUCCCCGCCACUGUACCAAGUCACAGCCGAAGUCGCCAAAAAAGUUGCUGACCCGAAUCAAAAAAUGAUUGGGGGCAAAAAGACGACACUUUUCGAUAGCAUUAGCCUUGGAGCUUCGGAACCGGUCACUCCGGACGAGUCGGCCAUCAAAAAUGUUGAGCCCGUCAGCGAACAUUCUGCCUUUUUGCAUUUUGCAGGUAAGCUAGGCUUGAAAAUUGAAUAUUGAUUAGUUUCUGAGUGCUUACAGUUUCCAAAAUCUUUUAGUUAUCUUAAACAUAGUUUUACUUGAUAUUUUAAAGUGAAAUAAAUAGUCUUACCUGAUUUUUUUUUUCUUGUUUUUGAAAGCGAUCGUGUUCUUUUCUUUUACAGUAACGAGCGAACUUUUUUUUUGCCUUCCCUUUUUUGAUUUAUCAAUUUGCUUUCCCAGGAAUCCCCGUUGUCGACAUCAGGCCGAUAGAUCAUCCUGAACCUGGUGCAGAAUUUUACCCACUUCAUCAUACAAUGUACGAAACGGUGUUUCUGAAUGAAAAAUUUAAUGGAUAAAAAAAUGGUUUUGUUGUCAGUUUUGAUCGCAAAAAAAUAUUUUUAAAAAAAUAGAAUUUUUCAGAUGCACAAAGCGACUGGACAGUACUGGGCACUUUUGGCAAGGUUUCUUAAAAUUGAAAUUUCUCAAAUUGAACUUUAAUUUUCUAGUAAAAUACCAGUGUUUUCGCCAUUAAAACGUAAUUUCUUUCUAAAAAUUUCUCAUAUUUUGUUUUCUAAAAGAUUUUCGUUACAUUGUUAUCAGAAAAAAUCAUCCUUAUUUCAAAUUGAUUUUCUCAGAACCUUCGCUGAUGAGCCAAUUUUGCCAUAUUCCGUGACGGCUCUCGCAUAUUCAUUAUUAAAAGUCCACUUCCCAAAGAUGAGAAAAGGCCUAGAAGAAUUGGACGUUCAUCCAAGGCUCUUACCGGUUGAUGGGCAAAUCACCAAGUUCGGAUCAACUGUUGAGGUUCUGCGAAAAUGAGGUUUAUCAUUUUCAAUGUUUUUUCAGAGAUUCCUUAAUGUUUCCGAAACAUUUGAGAAAAACUUCAAAAAAGACGUCGAUUCGAAAAUGUCGGGAAGAUUGAACAGCCGCUUAAAGAGGUUGGUAAAAAGACCAGUAUCCUAUCGCUCAAGCUUUUCUUUACUCAAAGAGAGCUCCUAUAUGUGAUAAUUAAAACUAGUUCAUUUCACUAGUAAAAAUAAAGUCAGGAAAAAAUGAUGAAAAAAAAAUAUUCGAUGAGAAACGAGCAAUUUUGAUUGAUAUACUACAAUUCCAGCGUUGAAAGAUGUUUUAUCAAGCCGGAAGGAUUUUCCGAAAUUCAAACUUCGCGUCACGUUCUUUACAGACGUAGUAGGGCCGACGAAUAUUCUGGUCGACAAUUGGGCGGCGUUUUCGAUGCUGUCAGUAACUUUUUAAAAUCAAUUUUCCAAAUUAAAACGACAUAAUCAAUGUAAUUUUCAUGAAGAUGAAGCAAUACAAGGAGUCGUCAACGGAUGAAAAUGCGGGAAAAAUUGCCGAAGAAGUCUCGGCUGUGCAAUAUUGCGUCAUGUGUGCCAUGACCCAUCUUCAGGACUUUAUUUGA
This is a messenger RNA of Caenorhabditis auriculariae, 8993 nucleotides long. The record is from the annotation of a GenBank genome assembly. NCBI's taxonomy places the organism in Eukaryota, Metazoa, Nematoda, Chromadorea, Rhabditida, Rhabditidae.